Molecule: messenger RNA, 3194 nt
Organism: Hemicordylus capensis (graceful crag lizard)
Lineage: Eukaryota; Metazoa; Chordata; Lepidosauria; Squamata; Cordylidae
Product: collagen alpha-1(III) chain-like
Exons: 3
Coding region: 1-2310 (769 amino acids)
Source: RefSeq, a predicted model, not a curated record
AUGAUUGUCGAUGUCGUGCCGGAUGACGGGCCCCUCAAGUCGCAUGGUACUGAGGAAGAGCUGAGGAUCUCUCAGAGGACCGGUGGUGUUCAUGACCCGCGGGAGGACGGUGUCUGGAAGCCUGAAAGGCCGACGACCAGGGAGGGCCUCUCUAGGCACUCAGUCGAUGGUUCGCCUCUCCCCCCCGCCAAUCCGGAAGUGGGCGGGGCUCCCGUGGUAAGCGGCCGGAAGUCGGUGCGGCCUACUUCCUGCCGCGAAGCUCAUCCUCCUGCUGCCGCUGCGUCUGCCCUCCGCGUGCAGGCCCAAGCGCUCCCGAGGCCGCUCAUGUCUCGGGCUCCAGAGUCGCGCGGGGCUCUUCGCCCGCGGAAGCGCCGGCGUCCCGGGCCCUUCCCGGGCGGAGAGAGCUUUUGGGAGGGCUCUGCUUGGGGGGAGCCUCAGGGCGGCGGCGGAGCUUGGGCGCCGCCGGGGCCUCGCCUGCCCUCGCUCCUCGAGGGGCUGUGGCGGCCGCCGGGGCAGGGCGAGCUGGAAAGCGCCGAGAUGCCUCCGCCCGAGUGGGGGGACCCCGCUUGGGAGGAGGCCGAGCCGGGGCCCCCUCGGGGGUGGGGGGGCGCCCCCCCCAGGGAGCAGCAGAGGGGAGGGGCCUGGGAGCCCCCCGAGAGGCAGUGGAGCCCCCCGCCGGACGGCAGCCGAUGGAGAAGGCAGGGCAGCCCUCCCGGGGCAGAGGACCAGCCUAGGGCCCUCCCCAGGGGAGAGGCGUGGGACAGGCAGGAGCCCCAGUGGGAGGGCAGCCCCCCGAAGGAGGCCAGGCGGGGGUACUUGGGGGCCACCGGCAGCAGGGGCAGGAGCUCAAAAGGGGCUGGGGGUGUGGCGGGCCCCGGGAGACGGAGAAGCCGUUGGGGCAGCCCCCUGAAGGAGACCAGGCAGAGUCACUCCGAGAGCUGGAGCCCACCUGGCAGGGAGCCAUUCCAGCCAGACCCUGGGGUAAGUGAGUGGGGCAGCCCUGAGAGUAGGGGAGGGGAGCACCCCGGCCCCAGCAGGCGGGAGAGGCCCAAGAGGUGGGAAAGGAGCCCCAGUGGUGAGAACAGGGGCUGGGGACACCCCCAGAGAGAGCCCAGAGGGGAGCCCUCGGGCAGCCAGGGCCAGCCUCUCAGGAAGCCAUUCCAGGCAAAUCCUGCCAGGGACGGAGACAGGUGGAGGGGUCCUGAGGGGAGGGGAAGAGUGGAUCCAAGCCCCGAUGGAGCUUGGAGACAGAGGAGCCCCACCGGAAGCCAGGAGAGGAGGGGCAGACCCAAGCAGGAACGCUACACUGCCCUCACUAGCCACAAUUCUCCUGUCUGGGAGCAGAGCCAGGAAAAUCUGAGGGGAAGCGGCUGGGGCAGCCCCAGAAAGGCAGACAGAGAGCCGAAUUCGAAUGGAGAUCAACGAGACUGGGGCAGCCGCACCAAGCAUGGUGCAGUAGAGGAUCCAGAUGAAGGCAGAGGAGAUCCAGGCCUCUAUGAACAGGGAGCAGAGGAGGAGGAGGCGGCGGAGGGAGCGUUUGUUCCCAGGAGGGACAGUUCCCCAGCCAAUGAGGCAUCUGGCAGCCCCACAGAUGCCCCUGCUGACACCCCAAAGCAGUGGACGCCCUGUGAGGCCGUGGUGGAAUGGUGGAUGAAGUCACGGUGCGUCAUGCAAAAGAGGGUGCGGGAGCAGUACCUGUCUUCCUGCCCCCGCCCCACUCUGCCUGACAGAAGCUCUGAGACCCCUUGCCUCAACACCGACAUCCUGAACUUGCUCAACAAGCAACAGGUCGCUGAGUUCUCCUCUGCAACCCACACUUUUGGCCGGAUCCAGGAGGAGGUGUUGGACAUGCUGGCGCCAGCCUUGACGAUCUAUGAGAUGGCGGAGGAAGCGAUGGAGGGGGAGCAGCAGCUGGACCCAAUGGAGCUGCGCGAGUGGGCCCGGCGCCUGGUCAGCUACAUUGGCAGCAUCAACCAGAGGCUGACCCUGCACCGCCGCAUCCAGGUCCUUGGCAGCAUCAACCCUCGCCUCAAGUCCGUGACUACCAAAAUGAGCAGCCAGAACACUGGCGGGAUGCUCUUUGCAGAAGACAAAGUCAAGCUCUUGAAGGAGAUCAUAAAGCGAUUCCCACAGCUGACAGUACCCAAGCUAAACCCAGGCCUGAGAAAAUACAUCCCUCCUGCCAGGCGUGGCCAAUAUGUGGCCAACUACUUCCAGGCCCGCAGGCGGCGCCCUCUGAGGCCUGCUUCUCACCCCGAUUUCAGCAGGCAGAGUGCAGCGAGCCGCCAAGCUGAGCAGAGCCACCACUGAGGAGCUGGAGGGCCGGGUCCAGCAGAGCACUGCUCGGGACCCCGGGAGACGCUUGCUGUGUCCUCUCACUCAGCAGCUGCCGGCCCCAGGACUUCCUUGCCGCUGGAAGGACCCACCACAGCGACUCGCACGACUAGCAGCUCCCGCCCUCCCGGCCCACCACAGGGCAACGCAAGGAACCCGGUCCGUGCGGCAGCAGACUAGCCUUGACCUCUUGGCCGCUUCAGCCCAUCAAGGCCGCCUUGGCUGCUGAUGCCCAGGCUCCGGCCACUUCCCAUAAGAAAGGGGUCUGGCCACUCCUCUUGGCCUGCUUUGAGUUUCUCAGGUGGCCAAACGGUGGAUUUGACCCAAUGAACAUCUGUAUAUUUGUUGAAGAAAACUGGUGCAUGAACCAUCAGCACUUUUUCCUCUCUAGGGUGUCCUCCAUGCAGCUUCCAGGAUAGAGAGAAGCACCAGGAGAUCAAGACUGAUGCGGUGGUGGUGGUGGGGGUUGUCUGUCUGCUGGAUCUGAGGGUUGUUUUUUCCUCCCCACCCUGGCUGCGUGUUCAGUGGCAGGACGCACCUCCUUGACUGAUGGCAAUCCACCGGGAAUUCUUGGGGGAAGAGAGCCAGCCAACCUUCUCCCCUUGUUAUAGCAGCCAAGUUCCUGUCUGUGUGGAGUGGGGGGAACGUUUCUGGUUUGGCCAAUUAAGUUCAGUUCUGAAAGGACGCUCAGAGGGGGAUUGUCAAGCGGGCCUGCACCUUCUGAUCGGGGACCUGUGAACCGCCUGCUGCGUGUCGGCAAGGGCUGGAGAGGGUCAGCAACAAGAAGCAGUCCGUGAGCAACCUUCCCGAGAGCCUUUGUGACGUUACCUGUAGUUGAAUAAAAUUUUUCAUUCUUAAAA